AUGGACCUACAAGAGGCAAUUUUUGUCCUCUUUCUCUUCCACUUUGUUGGAGGAAUAAAAGACUUCCUUCAGGGAAACUACCUGCAGUUCCUAGGAUGCAAGCACUUGGAGAUGUAUGCUACAAUACAGAAGCAGGAGUCAUUGAUUAAAAGAAAAGAGUCCUCCACAAUGGUAAAAAUCCUGAUAAAAGGGAAAAAACCCACCACACCAAUCAGAGUCUCACUUCCAGCUGUCACUCAGCUGACUCACUCCUCACUCAUCGCUGCAUCCCACCCCUCAACCCUCCCAUCUCCCCCUGUGCCUUCCCUCAGGGCAUUGCGAUGGGCCCCAACAACUUCAGCAAUUAUAACCCCAUAUCCCACAUCUGCACACUACUUGGAGAGAAAAAGGAUACAAACAGACAACUUUAAGAAAAGAGAAAUAUCUCCAUAUCCUCUGUGCAACUUUUUCAGUUCCCUGAACACAACAUAUAUUUACUACAAGACUGGACUGAACCCACGUGGGACCAUCAACUACAGCAAGGAUCACAUGUUAAGACAAGAACAAUUUACUGGAAACAACAGUGAGGGAAUGACUCUCCUUCCAUGUGUCCUGUUUUACAUCUCACAAGUUUGGAAGAGACAAAACUGAUGAAAAAAAGAAGUAGAAAUACGGUUGGACCUGUAUAACACCUGGAUUUUCAUUUGGGGGCUGCCAAGUUAAUGACAAACAUGACAGAAUCUUUCAUGGAGAAUCACUCAUCAAAUAUUAUCUCAUCUAGUCCAGUAAAAUGCAAACUGUGAAAGAGGGUAUUCUUGUAAGAGGAGAUGAUUUAUUCAUUUAUUUAUUUGAGGUCAAGUGUUGACUUUGAAAUUUUGCCACUGGUAAUGACUGGAAGACACAAAUUUAGAGUCCCGUAGUAUUAUUAGAGCUUUGUGCUUAGUUGUGGCCUUCUCUAGAAGUUGUGGAGAACGUGAUUUGCAUGUGGAUAAAUGCCACAACUCAGUCUAGGAACUAUGAGGUUUAUUAAUGAAUAUUGUGAAAGAAAGGCUGUUUUUCAGAAAAAUAAAACCUUUUCGUUGGA
Messenger RNA from Parus major (Great Tit), 1063 nucleotides. RefSeq lists its product as uncharacterized. The record is from RefSeq and is a predicted model, not a curated record. NCBI's taxonomy places the organism in Eukaryota, Metazoa, Chordata, Aves, Passeriformes, Paridae. Bases 1 to 630 code for a protein of 209 amino acids. The transcript is spliced from 6 exons.